GAUGCGUUCACGUGUGUUGUGUUUACAUAUCUAAAUCAACACCACUGCGAUAUCAGUCAAAACUAUAUGUUUUCUUUAGGCUGGAGAUGUAAUUGUUGUGAGACCGCGUGAGCGCGCACUUAACGAUAGUGCGCGCGGCCCCGGAGUCGCUCGCUCCCACAGACGCACUGAGGCUCCUCACACAGCAGCAGCGCAGGGUUCAACUCACAGAGGUCCGGGUGGAUCACCGGGAGAGGAGCUCAAACACACCGGAGGGAUUACCGGGAUUUGUACUUGGAGGAUGUGUGGUAUGGACGUGGACUUGGACGAUGGCGGGUCUGGCGAGGAGGAGAAAGAGGAGGAGUUCUGGGUCGGGGAGGGGGUGAAGAUGCUGCCCCCUCCUGUGGCCCACAGCGGGGGCAGCGCAUGGGGCAGCCGCAGGGGCAGAUGUGGCUGCGUGGCCUGUGGGGCAGCUCUCAUCCUCUGGGACCUGUGUAUCAUCUUAGCCAGCGCUCUGCUCCUGGCUGUGGUCUUCUCCGUGGUGCUGCUGCCUGCAGUGCUGCUGCUGUACGCCGGUUUCCUCUGCCACUCCAGGGUCCUUGACGCCCCCUCUGCCAUCUGCCGUUACCUUGACGACAACAGCUGCUCCGCCCUCAUCAUCCUGGGCUUCGUGAUGAUGUCCCCACUCGUGGUUGUGGCAGCCGCCGUCUUCUGCGGGCUGCUCCGAAGGUUUCGACUCCUGCUCCUCAUUCAGCCGAUCACACGCGCCUGGUACAGAGGGCAGCUGUCGGACUGGGCGAGCAGCGUCCACGCCUGGGUCUGAUCAAGGCACAGCAGGAGGCACUGAGGGUCUGAUAUGUUAACAGUCAGGGGGAUCAGAAAGUGUGAUGUGUGAUGUAAAAUCAACCUGAGAGACAGAGGGGGUAGACAAAAUAACAGGGACACCUGACAAUAUAGUGUGAGAGAUGUUGACUCAACUAGAUGCUACGCCCCCAGGAAGUGCUCCAGGCUUUGAAGCUCAUUCUUGUAGUGGCCAAACAAUGAAAUUACGACUUCCUGGUCCGUCAUGUGAUGCCACUGGGCCCAAAGAGACUAUUUCCCAUAGAGUUACAUUGUAAAAGACAUGCCUGUAAAUUAGUGGCUCCAUUUAUUUGACCGUCACAACACCCUUGAUAAGAUUCGUUUCACCAUCAGAAUUUGAUUCAUUCAGUUUGAUAACAUUUCGAAAGUCUAGAAGAGCUGCACGAUAAAAUCAUUUUAUCCCCAUUCAGCUGAGCGCUAAACUGGAAGCUCAUGAAAGUCUGUAGUGCGAUUGCUCUAUGGGCUCAACAGUGCAGAGGAUCAGAGUACUUUUAUACCUCCGCACUUGAACUUUAUUGGCAUCAUGCAUCACUCAGCAACUUUCAUAGGAAUCAUUGGGGCACACCUCCAAUAAUGUAUCCAACUCUCAUAGGCCCAGGCCACAUGUUCAUGGGUAUCUCGGAAAUUGAUUUUUUUUUCUAUUACCGGAAGGCUCUCUGGAGCCGUGACCCCUAUAGCACUUUCUGACACCUCUGCUCCUCUGUAUAGUGGAAGACCAACUGUGCAUUUAUGUGUUAGCGUGUUAAAAGCCCUGUUAGCGAGAUAUGAACCAGCACUAUUUCUGUCACGUCUGCCACUGCACAAAAUGCUCAUGUGUGAUGCCCCAUAAAGGAGAAAACGGCGCACGCUCUAAUGUUACGAGCCCUAAACUCAGUUUUGCCUGUCUACAUGUCAACACUGAAAUGUUUUUGAAAUCCUCAUCCUGGAAGCAGUUUUACAGAAGGUCAGUUUUUAGACCUAAAACACUAUUUUGUGUAGACAAAAGGUAAAAACUCAUAGAAACGAGUUCAAAUAUCCGUGUAUGUGGAAAAGGCCUCAAUACAUCCAUGGGUUUUUAUGGACUAUUUUCUGGCUGGAUGUAGUUACUUCCUGGCAUCUCUGGCGCCCUCGUGGUGUUGGCAAGAUUUAGGCCCAAUCCUAAUACCCCCCCUUGUCUACUACCCCUUAGCCCUUGGCCCUACCCCUAGCGCUUGCCCACUACCCCUUGGCCCGUGAAAUGAAGCAACGAGGGGUAGGGGUAGGGGAAAUCUUUCCCUAGGAAUUGGGACACCACUCACUACCUCACCGCAUCGGUUGCGUUCACGCAUACGUAACUAUUUUAAACAGGAAGCUGCAAGCCAUCUACAUUUCCAACCGGCAUCUACAAUGGAGUUUCCAGUUGAGUUAAUCCUACCGAUUGCGUCUGCAUUAUUCAUCAUGCUUCGUUUGAUGAACGACAGACGACAGGGGACUUCUGCUAGCUAGAUAGCUAGCUAACCAGCUAACAUUAUGAGGCAGCAUGGUUAUACUAGCUGGCAAGUUAUCGUAAUGUGAAAAAUCUGACAAUUUUGCAGAACAGGACAGAUGACAGACACCAGAUAGUGCGAGCUAGCUAGCUAGCUAACAAGCAACCUGACAACGGCUGUGUAUGAACUUUUUCCCCCGUCUCUUGAUCAGUGGUAGCCAUGGCGACGUCUACCCUUCGCUGGCAAGUCAGCAUCUGAAAUCCCUCACUCCGACGGGCUAGUUUCAUACCCACUACCCCUUGUUAUGUCCCCUACCCAUACAGGCAAAAAGGAAUUGGGACACCCCUACCCCUCGCGGGAAGCUAAGCUAAUCACCUGCUGGUUCUAUCCUCUAUCCUCAUCGAGACCGAGUUUUGUAGCGUUGUUACUAGGUUGCGAAUUGAUGGUGUCUCCAUUAUUUUGUCUACCCCCUCUACAUUUAAGGUCAUUUUGUGAUUUGUUGAGAACAAGAAAAUACAAUUGUGGUUAUAAAGUCAUUGUAGCAGUUUCCACCUCAGUCUAUUUGUAUUGUUUUAGAAACCACAUACUUUUCUGUGAUUCGUGGCUUGAUGUCUUCACAUACAAACAUUAGAGAAUAUACUCUGCACUCAUUUGAUCCAAAGGAACAAAAUGCAUCUUGGGACAGUCCAGAAAAAAUGCUAAUGAAAUAAUUUUUGUAAAAUGAAGGACAAAUAAAUGCAUAUCAAUAUUGCAAUAUCACGGCUGCAUUAACACAAGCAAGACUCAAAGGAAUCGUCAUGUUCUUUAGAUAAGGGUAGCAGUUUUAGGACAGUAAUACAUCAUUAUGGUAGUAUUCAAUUACAUUUUGUAUAUAACCAACUAACUUUUUGUGAUUUUGUAUUGCCUGUUUGCUAACUAUGUUGAUGUGGUUACAUGUGGGACUUUCUCAGAAGUAUAUUGCUGUGAAGUUAUUUGUGGUUGCACAUUAGAAGUUUAGCAAAAAGUCAAAACACUAUUGCAAACAUUAGAUUCAUUGGGUUUAACUUGGUCCCGUGUGUUGGGCUCAGCUACCCUGGGGCGCUCAAACACCCUGAAAAACAGGGUGAAUGAUGUAACGUGUACGAUAAGACAACAGCAUACAGGGACAUUUGUAUCAUCUGUGCGGUGACUUAAAUGGACGAUGAUGUUUGUUUAUCUGAUGUAGCAUCACUAGCAGUCAUGUUUUGUGGGAGGGAGAGAAAUAUGAAACACAUUUCAUGUAAGUGGAUCUUUUAUUGAGAUCACAUCAUGCCAUAAUAAAACACACCCUUCAUUAUAAAAACAACAGCAGUUGACAGUACGACAAAAGUAAUGGCUGUUAAGUGGGAGCCAGGUGUUAAAGUGAGAUUUGAAUCAUUGGAGCAGGAGCUCAUUCUGCUGCCUCUUUGCUUUCUGCUCAUUUAAAUUCAUCAGCGACACACGUGCCGCACAUCCGUUUUAUCUGAGUGUCAGUGCUCCGUAAUUAAGUGUUUGGAUUUCUCAGAAGAAAGCCUUGAAUCAUAUUUCAUGAGAGGCAUUUAUUACAUGUACUGUGCCGAUGUAAUCUUACUGAGAUGUAUUUAUUUUCUAUUUAAACAUAUUUAUUAUGUAAGUCUUAUGUAAGUCCUGUUAUUUAUCUUCCACUGUAUGUUUGUUUACAGAAACGAAGCCCUGUUAGUUCCAGUAUUUUACGAGAACUAGGAAGGAAAAGGGUCUAUGUAUUUUUUUAGUUGUAUGCUGGCAACAUUACACCGUAACUACAGUAUUUACUGAAAAGCUUACAGCUUAUUUAUUGUUCAGCUUUUCAUUUCAGUGUUGUCAACAAAACAGCAGCACACUGUCAUGUUCUGACCUCACAACAAUAAAAACAGGACUUUUUU
Epinephelus moara (kelp grouper) is the source of this 4183-nucleotide messenger RNA. It is a transcript of the gene tmem88bl, whose product is annotated as transmembrane protein 88. The transcript has 4 exons. Lineage: Eukaryota; Metazoa; Chordata; Actinopteri; Perciformes; Serranidae. The record is from RefSeq and is a predicted model, not a curated record. Gene Ontology annotation, cellular component: plasma membrane. The coding region runs from base 281 to 802 and encodes 173 amino acids. Gene Ontology annotation, molecular function: PDZ domain binding.